AUGACGAAAAGAGGCAAAAAGGGUAGAGGUAAAGAUGCAAAGGGCUCACCAAAGGGCUCACCAAAGAGUGAUACAAAGCAUGCUCCAAAGCAACGAAAGAGAAGUGAAGAUUCGACUACACAGCAGCAGGAUUCCGAUGAAGAGACGGUUCUGGCCCCAGAAGAAAGUCCCGAGAAACACCUAGAACAACAGCAAUUAAUGGAUCAAGUACCAAGACAUAUACUGCACAUGAGACGAAUUUUGGAUAGCUACCCAGCAUACAACCCCAUUGAUUUCUCGAGAUCUGUCCAAGAAAGUCCGCUUAAUUUGUCUAAGGAUUCGGAUACCGGCGAAGCAGAAUCAGAACCAGCUCCCCUCAACUUAUCAAGACAUUCGGGAUCAGGUUCCAGCGCCUUGUUAAGAGAAUUGUUAUCCAGUCCCUUAACCGCUCCCACCUCUUCAAAGAGAGAUCGAUAUGGUAAUUUGGUAAAUUAUCCAGAAGGAGCGUCUAGAAGUUUGUUAAGAGAUCCAGAAACAAGUCAAGUUAGACCUUCAGGUGCUGAUCCCAGAGCUAUACCGAGUACCUCGAGAACAGGCUUAAUUUACGUGUCAAGUGAAUUGGGAGCAUUUCCAAGCGGUAGCUCGACAGCAGGUCCUAGUUACCUGUUAAGAGCUUUGGAAGCAGGUCCAAGCACUUCACACAGUGGUCCAGAAUCAGGUGCAAACAUGUAUAGAGAUCUGGGAGCUGGUCCAAGUACUUCACACAGUGGUUUGGAAACAGGUAUAGUUUAUGGGUCAAGAGAUUUGGGAGCAUAUGCAAUUACUUCACACAGUGGCCCAGAAUCAGGUGCAAACAUGUAUAGAGAUCUGGGAGCUGGUCCAAGUACUUCACACAGUGGUUUGGAAGCAGGUAGAGUUUAUGGGUCAAGAGAUUUGGGAGCAUAUGCAAUUACUACACACAGUGGCCCAGAAGCAGGUGCAAACAUGUAUAGAGAUAUUGGAGCUGGUCCAAGUACUUCACACAGUGGUUUGGAAGCAGGUAGAGUUUAUGGGUCAAGAGAUUUGGGAGCAUAUGCAAUUACUACACACAGUGGCCCAGAAGCAGGUGCAAACAUGUAUAGAGAUCUGGGAGCUGGUCCAAGUACUUCACACAGUGGUUUGGAAGCAGGUAGAGUUUUUGGGUCAAGGGAUUUGGGAGCACAUCUAAGUACUUCACACAGUGGCCUAGAAGCAGGUGCAAACGUGUAUAGAGAUAUGGGAGCUGGUCCAAGUACUUUACACAGUGGUUUGGAAGCAGGUAUAGUUCAUGGGUCAAGAGAUUUGGGAGCACAUCCAAGUACUUCAUACAGUGGCCCAGAAGCAGGUCCAAACUUGUCUAGGAACAGUGGUUUGGGAUCAGGUAGAAUUAACGUGUCAAAAGAAUUGGGAGCAUAUCCAAGUACUUCACAUAGUGGCCCAGCAGCAAGUGCAAAAAUGUAUAGAGAUCUGGUAACUGGUCCAAGUACUUCACGCAGUGCUUCGGAAGCAGGCAAAAUUUACGUGUCAAAAGAAUUGGGAGCAUAUCCAAGUACUUCACACAGUGGCGCAGAAGCAAGCCCAAACUUGUCUAGAGAUCCGAGAGCUGGUCCAAGUACUUCACACAGCGGUAUGGUAGCAGGUAGAAUGCACGUAUCAAAAGAUUUGGGAACACAUCCAAGUGCUUCACACAGUGGCGCAGAAGCAAGCCCAAACUUGUCUAGAGAUCCGAGAGCUGGUCCAAGUACUUCACACAGUGGUUUGGUAGCAGGUAGAAUAUACGUAUCAGGAGAUUUGGGAGCACAUCCAAGUGCUUCACACAGUGGCGCAGAAGCAAGCCCAAACUUGUCUAGAGAUCCGAGAGCUGGUCCAAGUACUUCACACAGUGGUUUGGUAGCAGGUAGAAUAUACGUAUCAGGAGAUUUGGGAGCACAUCCAAGUGCUUCACAUAGUGGCCCAGAAGCAGGUGCAAACGUGUCUAGAAGUUUGGGAGCACAUCCAAGUGCUUCACACAGCGGCCCAGCAGUAGUCCCAAACUUAUCUAGAGAUUUGCGAGCACAUCCAAGUACUUCAUACAGAGGCCCGGCAGCUACUAGUUACGUGACAAGAGAUAAGGGAGCAGGUUCAAGCUCUUCACACAGUGGUUCGGGAACAGGUCUCAUUUACAUGUCAACAGAUUCGGGAACAUACCCAUAUGUUUCACAUAGUACCUUGGCAACUACUAGUUAUCCGACAAGAGAUUUGGGAUCAGGUCCAAGCACUGUACAUAGUGGCUCGGGAACAGGUGCAAUUUAUCCAUCAAGAGAUUUGGGAGCACAUCCUUCAUAUAGCGGCUCGGCAGCAGAUGCUGGUUACCUGUUAAGAUAUUUAGAAGCCGGUCCGAGUACUUCACACAGUAACGUAGAAGGAGCAGGACCAAGCACUUUACAUAGUGGCUCGGGAACAGGUGCAAUUUAUCCAUCAAGAAAUUUGGGAGCACAUCCUUCACAUAGCAGCUCGACAGCAGAUGCUGGUUACCUUUUAAGAUAUUUAGAAGCCGGUCCGAAAAUUUGGGAGCACAUCCUUCACAUAGCAGCUCGACAGCAGAUGCUGGUGACCUUUUAA
Ostrinia nubilalis (European corn borer) is the source of this 2598-nucleotide messenger RNA. RefSeq names its product hornerin-like. The coding region runs from base 1 to 2598 and encodes 865 amino acids. The transcript has 3 exons. The record is from RefSeq and is a predicted model, not a curated record. Lineage: Eukaryota; Metazoa; Arthropoda; Insecta; Lepidoptera; Crambidae.